Molecule: messenger RNA, 1452 nt
Organism: Paramecium tetraurelia
Lineage: Eukaryota; Ciliophora; Oligohymenophorea; Peniculida; Parameciidae
Exons: 3
Cellular component (GO): centrosome
Source: RefSeq, a predicted model, not a curated record
AUGAGUUUCGUAAACGAUUUGGAUGAUCUGUGUGAUUUUAGUAAAUUAAGUCAAAAGUGGAAACAAACCAAAAAUGAAUAAGUAAGAUAGCCUUCUCCAAGUCCUUCAAAGACUGAAUCUGAAAUUACUGCUAGCAAAUGUGUGACAAAUCCUUGGAACAAAGAAAAUUUUGUGCCUAAUAAUGAGGAAGCAAAAAAAAAUGUUAGCAAAUCUAGAAAUCAUGCUCCUCAAAUAAUUGAUGAGGACACUGAAUAAUUUAAAAUUAGAUUAGAACAUAUUUUAAAUGUUUUUAAAACAGAGGCCACAAGUGAAUUUAUGGCUAUGAAGAGAUCUAUGUUGGAGGAUUAAAAAUAAACAAUUAAACUAGACACUGAAAAGUAUUUGUAGAUGUACGAAUUAAAAAAUAAUGAAUUGUCUCAAACAAAAGAAUAAUUGGCAGAAUAAAUGAGAAUUUGCAAUUAGAUUACUGAGAGAUCAGAAAAAAUAGCAUAAUAUUGUGGUAAAAUGAAGAAUACAAAAAGAAGAUUGUCAGUUUUAUUAAAUGUCUUUAAUAGUUUAAAAUAAUAUACAAAAUAGUCAAUAAAGAAGAAGCAUGUAAUAAAUAUAUAGCUAUAAUAGAAUUAAAAAAAAGGAACAAAGCAUUACAAGUUAUAUUUGUAAAGAUGGAUAUUUAAUCUAUGGAAAAAGUAGUUCAACACUCAAAUUAGAAUUAAUUAAUCUGAAAAAUUAAAAUUGUCUCAUUAAAGUGAUGUUGAUUUAUUGAUGGCUAAAUUUAAAAAAGAAUAGCAAUUAUUGGAAUAGAAAUUAUUGGAAGCCACAUCUUAACUAGAUGAAGCUAAUAAAGUUAAAUUAUCGAUGUAAGAAAAUCUAAAGAGAGCCUUUAUGAGAGGAGUCUGUGCUCUGAAUUUCGAAGCCAUGAAUGUUUUGAAUGGAUCUUCUCAAUAAAUGGAAUUGGAUUCCUUAGCCACUAAUUUAUUAAUGAAUCCCUGUUAAUAAUCUACUACAUAGUAAUAAUAAUCAACACUUCAUUAACCAUAAUAAUUUAAUUAAUUAAAUGAAACAUUGAAUUUAAAUGAAAGCAAAGAUCAUUGGUAGAGAUAGCAUUCACCUCCUAAAAAUAUAAUUUAUCAUCAACAAAAUCGAUUAGAAACAAACGAUCAUCGUUGGAAAGAUGCCCCAAUUGUUGGAAUUAAAUAGUUAUCAGAAAUUCCUGAAAAUUAGAGUAUAAAUAUGUCAAUAUCGAAAUUAGUAUAACAAGAUGAUCUAUAGUUCGAUAAAGAUGAUGAAUAGAAUGAAGGAAAAGUUAUUAAGGUAACUUUCGAUAAUCCUUCAAUUACGUAAGCAUAGACACAGUCUGUAAAAAAACAAACAGUUUAAGUCAAAUAGCCAUAAACUAAAUAACCAUCCAAAUAGACUGCUACAAACAAUUCCUCAACAUUAAAGAAAAAAUGA